AUGGAGAAUCCCUUGCCGUUCAUGGGCCCACAAUGGGCUGAGGGAGGGACAAACCAGAUUGGCUUCGCCAUGGCCAUCGCCGCCUCCAUGGUCGUCCUCACCAUGUUCCAGCAGUUCCUCUUCAACCACUUCAGAGGAUACCUGGAGCGCUGCAUCCGCAAAAUCGUCAGCUCCAUGGACCCCUACGUCCAGAUCAAAUUCCACGAAGACACCUUCGACGGCGGGCCACGAAACCGCGAGGCCUACAGCGCCAUCGAGACUUACCUCAGCGCCAACUGCGCCUCCCAGGCGCCGCGUCUCAAGGCCAACGCCGUUAGGGAUAUUAGAACCCCUGUCUUCUGCGUCGACGACGGAGAAGGUGUCUCCGACGAGUUUAACGGUGUCAAAAUCUGGUGGCAUCUUAGCAAAGGGAAAGAGCCAAGCGAAGGAUGA
Thlaspi arvense is the source of this 432-nucleotide messenger RNA. The record is from the annotation of a GenBank genome assembly. Lineage: Eukaryota; Viridiplantae; Streptophyta; Magnoliopsida; Brassicales; Brassicaceae.